Molecule: messenger RNA, 705 nt
Organism: Nematolebias whitei (Rio pearlfish)
Lineage: Eukaryota; Metazoa; Chordata; Actinopteri; Cyprinodontiformes; Rivulidae
Product: regulator of G-protein signaling 9-binding protein
Exons: 4
Coding region: 1-705 (234 amino acids)
Biological process (GO): G protein-coupled receptor signaling pathway
Cellular component (GO): neuron projection
Source: RefSeq, a predicted model, not a curated record
AUGAGUCGAUGGCGUCGUUCAGUGGAUGAGCUGGCAGCGGGGCGGAGACAGCUGUUGGAGUGUGAGCGCGCUCAGGGCGCUCUAAGUCGAGUCACUUCCUGUUUCCAACAGUUGGUGGCGUCGCUCGGAAGCUCGGCUGACGGCAGCUUCCUGCGAGAAGAACUGGACGAGACGAGAGCUCUGGCUCACAGGAUAUGCACCGGUCUGUCUCGCCGCCUGCUAUCCCUGCUGUCAGACUGUAACUCCGCCCACUCAGGUGUAGAGGACAGACAGGUUGCAGAGCGUCUCUGGGUCCUCUUCUUGUCGGCGGUGGAGUACUUCCUGUCUGACCUCAGAAAGGCCAACGAUCUGAUUAGACAGUUUCCUCUAACUCAGCGUUCAAACAGGCGUUCUCUGGUCAACACAGGAUGUAUCGAUGGUCUGAUGGGCAUUGCAGCUCGGGUGGUUCUGGUCCAGGUGCCUUGGCUCACAUUGGAGGAGGGUCCAAGUGCUGAUCUGGCCAAUCACAUUGCAGUACUAGAGGCCAUGCUGGGUGAGAUGCAGCUGAAGGUUCCUGUGGCAUUCUGGUCAGUGGAGGCGACCCAGCCGGCGUGGACCGAGGCUCACAGUGAGCUCCAUGAUCCAGAUGAUAGCCUUGAGGACUUGAUGGAGGUGGUCUCCAACGACAACACGUCUGCCUGCUGCGGACUCACCUGCGUCGGAUAG